Molecule: messenger RNA, 1264 nt
Organism: Vitis riparia (riverbank grape)
Lineage: Eukaryota; Viridiplantae; Streptophyta; Magnoliopsida; Vitales; Vitaceae
Product: cyclin-D5-1-like
Exons: 6
Coding region: 158-1111 (317 amino acids)
Biological process (GO): mitotic cell cycle phase transition; regulation of cyclin-dependent protein serine/threonine kinase activity
Cellular component (GO): cytoplasm; cyclin-dependent protein kinase holoenzyme complex; nucleus
Molecular function (GO): cyclin-dependent protein serine/threonine kinase regulator activity
Source: RefSeq, a predicted model, not a curated record
CUCACAUCAGCCACCACCACUGUCUCAGUAUCAACCAUAUCUCCUCCAUUACAAUCUCCACAGUUUUGCCACAUUCCCAGACCGCAGAAAUUGCAGAUUCAUAAUCUCUGCGCGCAAGUUCUCCACCAAAUUUGGCGGAAUAGAGACGAGGACGAAAAUGGAGAGGGAUUCUUACUCUAGCCUUCUCUGUUUGGAUGAGGAUGUAGUGGAUGAAGAAGCCUUCAUUAGCUUCAAAAACUGCACACCUUCGAAUACUGAAGAUGAUGAGUACGUACAACUGUUGGUUGAUAGAGAGAUGAGUUUUGGGAUUAAAACAAACCAUUCAUUCUUGAUUUUGAACUGGGUUAAGCUUGCUCGUCUCGACGCAGUCGCAUGGAUUCUCAGAACAAGAGCGGUGUUUGGAUUCCGCUUCCAAACUGCCUACCUGUGUGUGGCUUAUCUGGAUCGGUUUCUUUCUCGGCGAGCCAUUGAUAGCGACAAAACAUGGGCGAUUCGAUUGCUGUCAGUGGCGUGUCUUUCUUUGGCGGCGAAGAUGGAGGAAUGCAGAGCUCCGGCGCUAUCGGAAUUCGCUGUUGAAGAAUACAAUUUUGAGAGCAAGGUGAUUCAGAGAAUGGAGCUCUUGGUAUUGAAUACAUUGGAAUGGAGGAUGGGUUCAAUUACACCUUUUGCUUUUAUUCAUUACUUCAUCACAAAAUUUUGCAAUCAAUCUCCACCACCAAAUGUGGUAUCAAGGACUGUACAACUCACCAUGGCUAUAAUGAGAGAGAUAAAUCUAAUGGAUCAUCGACCAUCUGUUAUUGCUGCCGCAGCAGUAUUGGUGGCAUUGGAUCAGAGAUUAACAAGAAAUGAAUUGGAGUGUAAGAUGAAUGCCAUCUCUUCAUGUGGAUCUCUUCAACCUGAGGAUGUGUUUUCAUGCUAUAGUGUAGUGCAGGGGCUUGACAAGGAGAAGCGUGCACUUUCACUAAACCCGUCCACUACCCAAUUGAGGCCAGCCGUUGAUGUGCAUGAAAAUUCUUCAGUUACUUCUUCCGCUAGCACCAAAAGAAAAAGGCUUACCUUCUAUGAUUGUGAUCCAAAUUAUGGAACACCCAAUGAGAAGCGACCUCGCUAGCAAAAACCCCGGCUGUGGUAGCUUUAGUAGAUGAUUAUUGGGCUAAUGGGUCUUUCUUAAUUACCAGUUUAUGGAUAUAAUUCGAGGUUGAUUGAGUGUCUCAUCAAGGAAACUAAUAGAAAGGGGAAACAGAAGAGGAAAAAAGUACACACA